Molecule: messenger RNA, 483 nt
Organism: Penicillium lagena
Lineage: Eukaryota; Fungi; Ascomycota; Eurotiomycetes; Eurotiales; Aspergillaceae
Product: 40S ribosomal protein uS17
Exons: 3
Coding region: 1-483 (160 amino acids)
Biological process (GO): translation
Cellular component (GO): ribosome; cytosolic small ribosomal subunit
Molecular function (GO): structural constituent of ribosome
Source: RefSeq, a predicted model, not a curated record
AUGGCGACCGAGUUGACCGUCCAGUCGGAGCGCGCUUUCCAGAAGCAGCCUCACAUCUUCCUGAACUCGAAGACCAAGGCCAAGAGCAAGAAGGCUGGCCAGGUUCGACGGUGGUAUAAGGAAGUCGGUCUGGGCUUCCGUACCCCCAAGACCGCCAUUGAGGGCCACUACAUCGACAAGAAGUGCCCCUUCACCGGUCAGGUCUCCAUCCGUGGCCGUAUCUUGACUGGCCGUGUCGUCUCAACCAAGAUGCACCGCACCAUCAUCAUCCGCCGCGAAUACCUCCACUACGUCCCCAAGUACAACCGUUACGAGAAGCGCCACAAGAACCUGGCUGCUCACGUCUCGCCCGCUUUCCGUGUCGAGGAGGGUGACUGGGUUACCGUCGGCCAGUGCCGUCCCCUGAGCAAGACUGUCCGUUUCAACGUCCUGCGCGUCCUGCCCCGCACCGGCAAGGCCGUCAAGGCGUUCAGCAAGUUCUAA